AUGACAUUUCAAAGUGUUUUAAACUAAUAAGAAACAUGGCGCUUCUGAAUAAAGCAGAUUGGUAUACUCCAGCUCCUUUGUGGCAAAAUGGUCCUGCACCUGGUGCAUUUUAUCAUUUCCCGGGAGGUUCUACACAUUCCGGUGUCGGAGGAUUACAAAGAUCACAGGCCCCUAUGACAACUGGUACAUCUGUAGUUGGAAUCCAAUUUAAAGAUGGUGUUCUUAUAGCAGCAGAUAUUCUUGGUUCCUAUGGAUCAUUGGCGAGAUUUAGGAAUCUUGAACGUGUGAUGAAAGUCAAUGACAAUAUUAUCCUUGGUGCAGGAGGAGAUUAUGCUGAUUACCAGUGCUUGAAGAGCAACAUUGAAAGAAAAAUUCUUGAAGAAGAAUGUUUGGAUGAUGGUUUAUCUUUAAAACCAAAAGCUCUUCACUGUUGGUUAACUCAAGUAAUGUACAAUAGAAGAUCACGUUUUGAUCCGUUUUGGAAUAAUUUCAUUAUUGGUGGUUUGGAAGGUGAUAAACUGUUUUUGGGUACUGUGGAUAAACUAGGCACAGGUUAUAGUGACCCAGUAAUAGCAACUGGAUAUGGUGCAUAUAUGGCAACACCUAUCUUAAGAAAAGCUUAUGAAGAAAAUAAAGAAAUGACUAAAGAACAAGCAGUUGAGCUUCUAUACAAAGUGAUGCAAGUUCUUUUUUAUAGAGAUGCACGAUCUUUCCCGAAAUAUCAACUUGGAAUAAUCACAAGAGAGGGAGGUGUUGAAAUACAAGGACCAUUAACUUUAGAUAGUUACUGGGGACCUGCUAUUAUGUAAAGAUAAAUAUAAAUAAAUUUUUCUUAAUAAAAUGUAUUUACGAUAUAAUUCUAUUAAACAAACUUUCAUUGUAUCACCUUUUAUUACAAGAUGUAUUUAAGGUAAUAAAAAGUAAAUUUCCAAGAUUAA
Messenger RNA from Bombus terrestris (buff-tailed bumblebee), 938 nucleotides. It is a transcript of the gene Prosbeta7, whose product is annotated as proteasome subunit beta type-4. Bases 36 to 809 code for a protein of 257 amino acids. Lineage: Eukaryota; Metazoa; Arthropoda; Insecta; Hymenoptera; Apidae. Gene Ontology annotation, cellular component: proteasome core complex. The transcript has 5 exons. The record is from RefSeq and is a predicted model, not a curated record.